GCCACGCGCAUUGCCCGUUGCCCGCGCAGUCCCUCUCCCUGUGCCUGAAUGGAGCGCUCUGUCCCUCACACUCAGGGUGUGGAAAUGGCGGCGGUCGGCAGUGCCGUGUGUGUGGCGGUUCUGCAGUUCGUGCUGCUGGACGGGGUCGCCUCUUACAGCUUCCCGGCGAAUUAUACGAUUCAGUACUGGGCAGGGAGAAUUGAACAAGAGCUAGAUCGAGUAGUCCGACAGGUCAGUGGGAUUCAACAGCUCAAAGCACUGUAUGAUGAUCAUAAACAUCUAUUUGAUAUCAAAGAGAACAUGGCCUCCACACUAGUGGAAAGAGUGGCGGGUGAUAUCGAGAAGCUCUUAGACAAGAAAGUGGAAGCUCUGGAGAGACUGGCCAAGGCUGCAGAGCAGUUUCAGAAGGAGCACCGUUGGCAAGAUGACAUUAAGGAGCGAGACGUUUUAUACUUUGAUGCAAAAGCAGGAACAUCUGAUGGUGGUGAUAGAGAUGAUGAAAUCUCAGAUGGAGAGCAAAUUAAUCCUCUCCAGUUGGAGUUUGUGGAUGAUCCGAACUUCAAGGUCAAAGUUAAUUAUUCUUACAUGGCAGUGCAGAUCCCAACAGAUAUCUACAAGGGCUCAACUGUUAUCCUUAAUGAGCUCAACUGGACAGCUGCGCUGGAGGAUGUUUUCAAACGUAACCGAGAAGAGGACCCUUCACUGCUGUGGCAGGUCUUUGGUAGUGCCACAGGUGUGACCAGAUAUUACCCAGCAACUCCUUGGGGCCUUCCCAAUAAGAUUGAUCUGUAUGACGUACGACGGAGACCCUGGUAUAUUCAAGGUGCCUCAUCCCCCAAGGACAUGAUGAUUAUAGUGGAUGUGAGUGGUAGUGUCAGUGGCCUUACUCUGAAGCUAAUGAAGACAUCUGUCAUUGAGAUGCUGGACACACUGUCCGAUGAUGACUAUGUUAAUGUUGCAUCGUUCAAUGAUGAAGCCAAACCUGUGGGCUGUUUCAAGCAUUUGGUUCAAGCCAACGUACGGAACAAGAAGGUCCUGAAAGAUGCCGUGCAAGACAUGAAUGCCCAGGGAGUGACAGAUUACAAAUCAGGAUUCAAUUAUGCCUUUGAUCAGCUACUCAACUCCACUACAAACAUUCGAGCAAACUGUAAUAAGAUGAUAAUGAUGUUCACAGACGGAGGAGAGGAUCGAGCCCAGGAUGUCUUUGAAAGACACAAUUGGCCCAAUAAAACAGUCCGUGUCUUUACUUUCUCAGUUGGACAGCAUAACUAUGAUGUCACCCCCCUACAGUGGAUGGCUUGUGCAAAUAAAGGAUAUUAUUUUGAAAUUCCAUCCAUUGGAGCAAUUCGGAUCAAUACUCAGGAGUAUUUAGAUGUUCUUGGUCGUCCUAUGGUGAUGGCAGGAAAGAAAGCCAAAAAAGUUCAAUGGACCAAUGUUUAUCAGGAUGCUUUGAGCCUUGAGUUGGUGAUUACAGGAACAAUGCCAGUUUUCAAUGUCACUGUGGUGAAUGGCCAGCAGAACCAGCUCAUGCUCGGAGUUAUGGGGAUUGAUGUUGCUCUCGAUGACAUCAAGAAACUCACCCCCCGCUACAAUUUAGGUGCCAAUGGGUACUUUUUUGCUAUCGAUCCAAAUGGGUAUGUCUUGUUGCACCCAAACUUACAGCCAAAGAUAAUAAAUUUCCGAGAGCCAGUGACUUUGGAUUUCCUGGAUGCGGAACUGGAGGAUGAAAAUAAAGAACGGAUCCGGAGGAUCAUGAUCGAUGGGAAGAGUGGGACAAGUGACAUCCAAACUCUACUCAAAUCCCUGGAUGAGAGAUAUAUUGAUGAAGUAACUCGGACGUACACGUGGACCCCAGUACAAAGUGCUGAUUACAGCCUGGCCUUGGUGUUGCCACCCUACAGCAGAUAUUAUAUCCAAGCAAAGUUGGAUGACCAAAUCCUUCAAGCUCAGUUCCAAAACAACAACAAGGAUUUUGAAUCCUUGUUACCCAGCUCCUUUGAGACCGUGGGACAUGUAUUCAUAGCUCCCAGGGAAUACUGCAAGGAUCUUGUCAAGUCAGACAACAACACAGAGUUGUUAUUCAAUUUUAUCAGUCUGAUGGAUAAGAACACUCCUGACUACAAGAACUGUGAUUCAGACCUGAUUUAUAACCUGAUCCUGGAUUCAGGGGUCACUGCCAAAUUAGUGGAGAAAGUCUGGAGGAAUCAUGACUUGCACACGCUGGGUCUCCUGGCAGUUUUUGUGGCCACUGAUGGAGGAAUCACAAGAGUUUUUCCAGCUAAGGCAGCAGAAGAGUGGAAUGAAGACCCCGAGCCCUUCAGUGCAAGCUAUUACAGGAGAAGUCUGGAUAACAGCGGUUUCCUUUUCCACGUACCGUAUAGGGAACCAAAUAGUAUGAUUGACAUGGACCUAAUGAACAACAGUAUCAGGAUUCUAGUGAGUGCUGCUGUGGACCUUCGCAUCUACGGAAAAUCCCUGAAACCUGCAGUGGUUGGAGUGAAGCUGGACUAUGAAGCCUGGGUGUCAAAAUUUAAAAUUCUAGCCAGCAACCAGACUAACAGAGACCAGAUGGAGCCACGCAAGUGUAUGCCAUCGUCCAACUGCGAGAUGGACUGUGAUGUGAACAGUGAGGAUCUUUUGUGUGUUUUAAUUGAUGACGGAGGUUUCCUGAUCAUGUCCAACCAGCCUGAACACUGGAGCCAGAUUGGUAUGUUCUUCAGUGAGGUAGACCCCAGCUUGAUGAAUGCACUGUAUAAUGCCUCAUUCUACACAAGAAAAGAAUCAUAUGACUAUCAGUCAGUAUGUGGACCACCAUCUAACACUGACACAGGAGCGGCACCCAGAUCCAUAUUUAUUCCUACAGUUGCCGAUUUCCUGAACUUGGCAUGGUGGAGCUCAGCUGCUGCCUGGUCUUUACUGCAGCAGUUGCUAUACACCCUUACUUUACAGUUCAGCUUCCAAACAGAUGAUACAUUUGCAGAUGGUAUUGAACUGAAGGAGACGAGCUGUGUCACCAAGCAGACACAAUACUACUUUGGCAACAACAGUAGAUCCUACAGCAACUUAAUUGACUGCAGCAACUGCUCCAGGUUUUACCAUGCGCAGAGACUGGCUAACACCAAUCUUCUCUUUGUGGUUGCCGAGAAGCUAACUUGUAGUCAGUGUAACCGAAGCAAACUGAUCCAGUCUGAGGUGCGAUCUGAUGGACCAGAUCAGUGUGAAGAGGUGCUGAAGCCUAGGUAUCGGAAAGCACCUGAAGACUGUUUUGAUUACAAUGCAGCAGAGAAUACCUCAGACUGCGGUGGUGGAGCCAUGUUGACGUUCUCUAUCUCCCUCUUAUUAGCCCUGCAAUUAUUUCUCCUGUCUUGGACUGCUGAUCUGAACCUCUUUCUCCGGGCCAGCAGUCUUUGAUUCGGGACCUUCUGUAACUGGACAUCAGCUGUGCAAUUCUCACAGCUGAGGACUUCCCUUCCCCCGGAAGCCUAAUUCCUCAUUCCAGUCUCACAUCUCCGUGUUGUCGUGUGGUGGAGCUGCAAACUGUGUGUGUGUGUGUGUGGAGCUGGUCUAUUGUGAUCGUUUGGACAACCAGUAUUUUCCUGGCAAGAACUUGUGGGGAAAGCAGGAUUUCUUGGAUCUGCUUUAUGGAAGACCCUUUACAUGACUAAGAAGAUGGGAAAUGCAAGAGGAGCCUAUUGUCCCCAUGUGUAGACCCCAUUGCUUUCCCAGACUUUCACUUUCCACUUAAUAGGAGUCCCAGGCAGUUUCAGUGUUACUGGACAGCAUAACUUCUAUUGGUUCAUUUAGCUUUUAUCUGCUGUUGAAGCGGGUUGCAUUUAUUUAUGCACUACUUAGUUUUCAUUGACAACCACGUCACACGGCAAUUUCCCAAUAGAAGUGGCUGUAACUGUAAUGUAGUUACGUAAGCAGUCAGGAUAGCAUGUAACUCAUUAGCAUCUUGGAGUUGGCAGCUGCCUUCCUUUUUAUACUGCUGCUUCCAUUUUUAUUCAGGACAAUCUCUGUCCUCAGUAAUGAACUACGUACCUCAACUUCUUUUAAACUCAUUUUAAAUGUUCUUUUGUCUGAGCACAGGGGCUGCAACCAGGCAGAGGCCCCUCAGAGGUCCAGGUUCUCCAGCUGUUGUCUGCAUCCCAUUCCCAAACUAGGCUUCAACUGAGGAAUAGAUGUGUAGGUAUAAGUCACAGGUAACAUUACACAGGUCCAAAUGAAACCAGGUCAAUGUUAAAAUUGUUUGGCACGCUUUGUAUAUGUGGGGAAAGUGAGGAGAAAAGCAGAGCUGGGGGAACGUGAUGUUGGUUUUUACCAAUGGUGAAGGAGCUUUGUUCUGCACUGCCGUUUCACUGUGUUCUGCUUAUAGGUGACUGUAAGUGACCUACGAUGAUUUGAGAAUGCGUGUAAAAUGUUAGUUGAAGUUGCUUGAGAGUGUUGUCAAGUUUCUAACAUGAUGUUACUUGGAAUUAAGAGAGUGUGUUGCAUUAUUUGUAAACUGACUGGGUAUUGCCUUCAAACAGACUCAUAAUUUGUGUAUCUGUUCCGUGAGAAAGAUCAGCACUUUGAAAGAAUAAUGUCCAGGAAAUCAUCGAACAAAAGUCAGUAAGUGUAUCAUUUAUUAGACAUAUUAUGUGCUGUGACAUUGUGAAACUAUAGACACUCUAGGAGCCAAUAGUGAGUGAAAUCUCAACACCUGUUAGAUAUCAACCCUCCCUGUGAAUGAGAUUAACACUUUUAGGGAUUUUCAAAUCUCUACGAUCAGCAGAGGACAUUAUUCUUUAGAUAUGUUACUUAUACACAGUUGUUCACUCAUAAAAUAAACUUCACAUCCGAACACUAUUUAUUGUCUGUUACUCUUGCUCUUCUCCCUAGUCCUAUGUUCAUUUAAAUAACUCGAUGAGGAACAUUUUGCCUCUCAAUAACUAUCCUUUACUGUAUUCGGACUGUAUCUGUUGUUAUGUACAGAAUUCACUUUUCAGUGACUAAAGUCUAAAAUACUUAGACUUUUAGAGGGUAUAUAUCUGUGUUUCCAAAAUGUUUAAAUGAACUGCAAAGGUUUUUUUGUUUUAAAAGACAAGGAGUUAAUAGAUGGAUUAUUUUCACACUAGGGCCUGACCCUGCACCGGUUGAAGUCAAACUCAAAUUGCGUGAGUCUGCCUCUCCUGGAGGUAUUAUAUGCUGCUUUGUUCUGAAGUGAACAGGGUUAGGCCUGAGCAGCAGCAGAAACCAACAUUGGGAAGUCAGUGUAUCAAUAAACCUUCAUCAGCAAAUAUCAUGAUAUUUUAUCAGUGAUAAUGGGAACUGCAGAUGCUGGAGAAUCCAAGAUAAGAAAGUGUGGAGCUGGAUGAACACAGCAGGCCAAACAGCAUCCUCUCUGAUGAAGGGUCUAGGCCCAAAAUGUCAGCUUUUGUGCUCCUGAGAUGCUGCUUGGCCUGCUGUGUUCAUCCAGCUCCACACUUAGUAAACAAAGUAAAAUAUCAUGAUAACAAUGUCAAAGGCACUAAUACAAGUUGUUACUGUUUUGUCUUUUUGUUUCAGUUUACUAAAUAACUGUUUCUCAACAAAAUGCCUUGAUUUACAUCUCUAUAGGAAGCAUUCGCAUCUUGACUAUCGCUGAAAAGAUUUAAAAAAUUACAGAGGGACCUUGUUCAGAUGGGGAAGUGGACUGAGGAUUAGCAAAUGCAAUUCAAUACAAAUUAGUGCGAGGUGUUGCAUUUUGGAAAGUCAAACCAAGGUAGGACUUACACAGUAAAUGGUAAGGUCCUGAGGAGUGUUGUGGAACAGAGGGACCUAGGAGUACAAGUACAUAGUUCGUUGAACGCAGUGUUACAGGUGGACAGGGUGGUGAAGAAGACAUUUAGCAUGCUGGCCUACAUCGGUCAAGGCAAUGAGUACAGGAGUUGGGUUGGUAUGUUACAGUUGUAUAAGUCAUUGGUGAGGCUGCACUUGGUGUAUUAUGUACAGUUUUGAUCAAUCUUUUAUAGGAAAGACAUAGUUAAACUGGAAGGUGUGUAAAGAAUAUUUACGAGGAUGUUGCCAGGACUAGUAGGCCUGAGUUAUAGGGAGAGAUUGGCCAGGAUAGGACUUUAUUCCUUGGAACAUAGGAGAAUGAUGGAUGACUUAUUGAAGUGUAUAAAAUAGUGAGGGGUUUUGAUAGGAUGAAUGCAUAGUCUUUUUCCCAGGGAUGGGGAUUUGAAAACUAGGGAGCAUAGGUUUAAGGUGAGAUGAGAAUAAUUUAAGAAGGACCUUGAGGCAACUUCUGCAUGCAGAGAGAGGUGCAUAUGUGGAAUGGGCGGUCAGAGAAAGUGAUUGAGGCAGAUACAAUAGCAACACUUAAAAAUCAUUUUGAUAGGUACAUAGAUGGGAAGGUUUUAGAGGGAUAUAGACUGAAUGUGGGCAAUUGGAACUCGAUGAGUGGUUGUCAUGGUUGGCAUGAACGAGUUUAGGCCAAAGGAGCUGUUUCCAUGUUGCGUUACUCUAUGUAGUAUUAGACAAACCAAUAUGCAUAAAGGCAGAUAAAUCGCCUGACUGAUAGCUUGCAUCCUAGGACCCUAGAAGGGGGACACAGUGGCUCUGUGGUUAGCAUUGGUGCCUCAUAGUGCCAGGGACCUUGGUCAAUUCCACCCUCGGGUGACUGUCUGUGUGGAUUUUUCACAUCUUGUAUCUGUGUGGGUUUCCUCCCGCAGUCCAAAGAUGUGCAGGUCAGGGUGAUUGGCCAUGCUACAUUGUCCAUAGUGCCCAGGGAUAUGCAGGCUAGGUGGAUCAGCCAUUGGAAAUGCAAGGUUCCAGGAAUAGGUUAGAGGGAUGGGGCUGGGUGGAAUGCUAUUCAGACGGGCAUUGUGGGCUUGAUGGGCUGAAUAGCUUGUUUCCACAGUAUAGGGAUUCUAUGAUUGUAUUAAGAAGUAGCUGCAGAGAUUGUGGGUGCAUUGGUUGUGUUCUUGAAAAAUCUUGAAUUCCUGAGAACUAUCUGAGGAUUGGAAAACUGCCAGUGUGACACUUCAUUCAAAAAGGGAGGGAAACAAAAUAUAAGCUGAUUAGCCUAACAUCUAUAGAUGGAAAAUUAUUAGAAUCAAUUAAGGAGGUAAAACAGAACAUUUGGAAAAUCAAGCAGAGUUAUCAUGGCUUCAUGAAACAGAAAUCAUGUCUGACUAACUUAUUAGAGUUUUUCCAAGGAAGUCUCAACCAGAGUGGAUACAAGGGAGCCAACAGACUUGUUAUAUUUGGACUUCCAGAAGGUAUUCAACAAGGAAUCUCUCAAAAGGUUAAGUCAUAAAAUAGGAGCUCACAGUGUUGUAAGUAGUAUAUUGGCACGGCUAGUGGGCAAGAAACAGCAUAUGGGGCUAAGUGGAUCUUUUUCAGGUUGGCAACCUGUAACUAGUGAGGUUGCACAGGGAUCACUGCUGGGACUACAACUGUUUACAAUAUAUAUUAAUGACUUGGAGGAAGGAAAUGAAUAUUACCAAAUUUGCAGAUAACCAAAAAUAGGUGGAAGGGCAAGUUGUGAGUGAAAUACACGCAGUUGACAGAGAGAUAUUGGCAAGUUAAGGAACUGGCAAAUGGCAUAUAACUUGGGAAAAAGUGAAAUUGUUCAUUUUAGAAGGGAGAACAGGAGAACAAUAAUAAUUAAAUGGAGAAAAUCUACAAGAUAAAGGGACUUGGGAGUACUUGUGCACAAAACAAACACAGAUGUAGCUGCUAAUCAAGAAGGUUAAUGGAAUGUUGGCUCUUAAUUCAAGGGGAUUGAAAAAUAAGAGUAUGAAAUUUUUAAUGCAGUUGUACACAGCAGGCGUACUGUGGGCAGUUUUGGCAUUGGAGGCAGUUAAGAGAAGAUUCACUAGGAUGACCCCUGGUAUAGAGAAUUGACUCAAGAACAAAGGCAUUCUACUCACUGGAGUAUAGAAGAAUGAGAGGUGAUCUCAUUGAAACAUUCUUAAAGGGCAUGUUGAGAGGGUGUUUCCCUGAAAGGAGAGCCUAGGACCAGAUGACAUACCCUCAGAAUAAAGGGGCACCAUUUUAAGAUUUUAGCUUUGCUCGGUACUCUCUCUGUCUCUCUCUCUCUCUCUUUCUCUCCACCACCCCCCCUUCUCUCACCCAGAGAGGGACUGUCUAUUCUUUCAGGUCUGGCGGUUAGACACACCAUUCUUGUACCAUUCUCACAUUCCGAUCACUUAAUCGGAACUAUCAACGGUCUUUUUUUCACAAGCAGUCCACCUCCUCCCCUCCAUUGCAUAAAUGCUGCCCCCUCUAUAGUUCACUUUGGCUCUGAGGAAGAGUUAUCUAGACUCAAAAAGUUCGCCUAUUUCUCUCCAUGGAUGUAGCCUGAUUCCGCUGUAAUCUCCAGCACUUUUUGCUUUUAGUUCAGAUUCCAGCAUCUAUAGUAAUUUGCUCCUAUAGAUAGAUUAUUGACCAGUUAGGAAAUCAAGAGUUACAGGGGAAAGACAUAAGAGUAGACAUGAGGAAUGUUGGAUUAGCCAUGACCCUAUUGAAUGGAGCAGGCUGAAGAUGCUAUUCCAAUUUCUUACAGUCUUAAAAUGUCUCUUUUCUCAGCAGUGCUCAAGUUCUGUACAUGCACAUCUGGAAUUCAGAAGGACAUUGAUCUUGUUGAAACAUAUAAGGUUCUAACAGGAAUUUGCAGAAUCGUUGCCAAGAGGCAUAGAGUGCCGCAAUGAGAAGAAAUUUUCUUGCUCAGAAAUUUGUAAAUUUUUGCAAUUCCAGUCCUGGGUAUAUUCAAGGGUGAAAUCAUUAAUUUUCGCUUGAAAGGGAUUGAAGGGAUAUUGAGAUCAGGCCAGAAAAUGGACUUGAGAUAAAGAAAUUGAGCAUCAGUUCCUUCAUCAUUGUUAAAUUGGGGAGCAACUUUGAAAGGAAAUAUGUGAUUUUUCUGAGAUUCUUAGCAGUUAGGGUAAGAAUGUAAACUUGUUGAAUGCCAGCUGUGAUCACCAGUGAUACUUAGGUAUUGUAUCACAUGUUGUCCUGCUCCUUUCUGUUCUGAGUCCUGUGCCUAUCCCACAGUAAUUCCACUAGUUUCACCAACCACCUUUUCCAUCCCCAACCUGCAUAAUGCCUCAUGUACUGAGGUCUAAUUCUAUUUGUUUGGUUCUCCAUUGCAACUCCGGUGAGCCUGACGUCAGUGGUAGGGAAGCUACUGGAGAAGAUACUGAGGGAUAGGAUCUAUUCCCAUUUGGAAGAAAAUGGGCUUAUCGGUGAUAGGCAACAUGGUUUUGUACAGGGAAGGUCAUAUCUUACCAACUUAAUAGAAUUCUUUGAGGACAUGACAAAGUUGAUUGAUGAGGGAAAGGCUGUAGAUGUCAUAUACAUGGACUUCAGUAAGGCGUUUGAUAAGGUUCCCCAUGGCAGGCUGAUGGAGAAAGUGAAGUCACAUGGGGUCCAGGGUGUGCUAGCUAGAUGGAUAAAAAACUGGCUGGGCAACAGGAGACAGAGGGUAAUAGUAGAAGGGAAUUUCUCAAAUUGGAGACCUGUAACCAGUGGUGUUCCACAGGGAUCUGUGCAGGGACCACUGUUGUUUGUGAUAUAUGUAAAUGAUCUGGAGGAAGGUGUAGGUGGUCUGAUCAGCAAGUUUGCUGAUGACACUAAGAUUGGUGGAGUAGCUGAUAGUGAAGGGGACUGUCAGAAAUUACAGCAGAAUAUAGAUAGACUGGAGAGUUGGGCAGAUAAAUGGCAGAUGGAGUUCAAUCCGGGCAAAUGCAAGGUGAUGCAUUUUGGAAGAUCAAAUUCAAGGGCGAACUAUACAGAAAAUGGAAAAGUCCUAGGGAAAAUUGAUGAACAGAGAGAUCUGGGUGUUCAGAUCCAUUGUUCCCUGAAGGUGACAACGCAGGUCAAUAGGGUGGUCAAGAAGGCAUAGGGCAUGCUUUCCUUCAUCGGACAGGGUAUUGAGUACAAGAGUUGGCAGGUCAUGUUGCAGUUGUAUGGGACUUUGGUUCAGCCACAUUUGGAAUACUGUGUACAGUUCUGGUCGCCACAUUACCAAAAGGAUGUGGAUGCUUUAGAGAGGGUGCAGAGGAGGUUCACCAGGAUGUUGCCUGGUAUGGAGGGUGCUAGCUAUGAAGAGAGGUUGAAUAGAUUAGGAUUACUUUCAUUAGAAAGACGGAGAUUGAGGGGGGACCUGAUUGAGGUCUACAAAAUCAUGAGGGGUAUAGACAGGAUGGAUAGCAAAAAGCUUUUUCCCAGAGUGGGGGUCUCAAUUACUAGGGGUCAUGAGUUCAAAGUGAGAGGAGGAAAGUUUAAGGGAGAUAUACGUGGAAAGUUCUUUACACAGAGGGUGGUGGGUGCCUGGAACGCGUUGCCAGCGGAGGUGGUAGAGGCAGACACGUUAGCGUCUUUUAAGAUAUAUUUGGACAGGUACAUGGAUGGGCGGGGAGCAAAGGGAUACAGACCGUUAGAAAAUAGAUGACAGGUCAGACAGAGGAUCUUGAUCGGCGCAGGCUUGGAGGGCCGAAGGGCCUGUUCCUGUGCUGUAGGUUUCUUUGGUUCUUUGUUUCCUCAUCACUGUACAUUAGCUUUUGCCUAUUCCCUGUUUCCAUGCAGGUUUGUCAUACUCCAUGCUGCACAAAUUAUUAUGACCCACAUCACAUUCUGUCCCCAGAUUGUUACAUUUCCGAAAAUCUCUACAAUCUUUUCACAAUUUGAAGAAUUUAGGUCAAUUCCCAACUUAGUUAUACAUUUGGAUCAAGGGACUGUGAAAUCUUAUUGGGGGUGGGGGAUUCCUGGACAGGAGACAAAGAGAGAGAACGUUACUACAGACCUGGACAGCUGGAAGAAUAGAACAGAAUUGAAAAGGUUAGUGUAGAAAGGCAAAAUAGAAAAAUGCACAGGGAUAAGAGAACAAAGGUUGGAAAAAGAGUUGAUGGACUGAACUCUACAAGACUGCAACUGUUCCUUGUUGAUUGACACUUAUGUUUUAGUGCCAUCUCCUUCAAGUCAUCUACCUUCAAAAGUCCCAAAUUUGGGAUCAUCAUAAGUAUUAUUAGGAAGUUCAUAAUUUUGUGUUGAGUUAGAUCUUAGUGUUAGGGCUUCGUUGUCCAUUUUCCAUUGCAUGUAAUAUUGGCAAAACCUGUUGGACUUUGAAUAAACAGGAUCUUUGCAAAAUUAUCCAGGAUAUCCCUGCUCUAGUACAGUUGAAUGAAUGCCAACAUUUGUGCUCUGCACUUUUUCUGUCCCUUCUCCUGUUCUUUGGUCACAAUAUUAGGGUGAUGUUGUCAUCUGGAUACUGGACUUAACGUGACUUAGUCAAAAACAAAAUAAACAUGGAUUUAUGAGGGGGGGUGACAUUCAAACAAUAAAUGCAAACAGAAACCAUGUCACGAUGAGCAAAGCUAUUCAAGAUUUGUUUAACACCAGGAUUUGGUAAACAGCAGGUCAAAGCCAAAAAUCUCAACCCAAGCCACAAAGUCUCUGACAUACCCGAUAUGGUGUCCAGGAUCAGGUAAGUAUUUACUUUCCUUUAUUAUUACUAUUUACUUUCCUUUAUUUCACAAUGCCAUUCUUAGAGAUACUGUUCAAGUAUCUUUAGUGUGAAUGAAUUGGGACUAAUGAAGGGUCCAGAUCCAAAAUGUCAACUUUCCUCCUCCUCUGUUGCUGCCUGAUCUGCUGUGUUCCUCUAGCUCCACACUGUAUUGACUCUGAUUUCCAGCAUCUGCAGUUCUUGCUGUCUCCUAGUCAUUGAAAACCAUACUGCCAAGUCUCUUCCAAGGAUGCCCACCUUGAAGAAGUUAUUCUCCUCCCUCUGCAGAGAUCCGUGGGUCUCUCUCCUACUGCAACCCCCCAGUGAUCUCCUCGGUCCUGAAGCUCUUCAACUGUAUCCUGAAACAAACUCUUAACUACAGCCACAGCUCUUUUCUCCACCUGCCCACACAAUCAUCCUGAUAAAGGAUCCUGAACCGAAACAUAGAAUUUCUUGCUCCUCUGAUGCUCCCUGACCUGCUGUGUUCCUCCAGCUCCACACUGUAUUGACUCUCACUUAAAGUAUACUCUUUAUAUAGCAUACAUAGUACAGCAAUAUUCCUAACAGCUCAUAUCCCAUCAGACUUUGUUUUGAUCAAUUGACUACAGACAUUUGAGUAAGUAUGUUCCAUCAAAAGUGGAACAUUGCAUCAGCCCCACAAGCCAAAAGGUUUUUAGGAAAUGUACAAGCCUCUUAGGCAAAAAUAGAAAGCUGAGAAAUCACUCUGACUAACCGAAUAUUCUUAAUGAUAUCAGCACAAGGGAUGGAUAGUAUUUGGCUCAAGAGGGCAAGGUAGGGGCUAGGUAUAGUCAAUGGAGUCCAUUGGAUGGAGUGGGAUUGAUGGAUUAGCAGGUCGCAUACACAAGGUGGGAUUGAUGCAUCAAUGGGUCGCGUACACAUAGUACGUUGACCAUGCACUUGUAAGUGAGGAGUCUAAAAGCAGAAAAUCUGCAGUGGCAAUGUGGUGGUUUCAGUAUCAUCACACCUCAGGCAAGGGGAGAGGUCAACAAGGAGAAUCCUUUUAUGGUAACCUCAACGGGUGUGGGAAUUGAAUCCACACUGUUGGGAUCACUUUGCAUUGCAAACUAGCUAACUGACACCUGAAAAAAAUCAAGGGGGCUAUAUCUGAGACUCUAAAAUGGAUGUGUGAUUGGUAAUGUAGGACUAACUCAUGCCUAUUGUUUCAAGUGCAGGCAGUGCAACAACAUUGCAAUUGUUGCUGCUGUGCUUGAGAAUGCUAGGGAGGCUUGGAGUGGAGAUUGUUUUUAAUCCCUAAAGGGUUUUGAGAGAGUAUACAGGGAAAAACACUGUCUUUGUUAGGGAGUUAAUGACAAAGGAUUAUCAGUUAUCAACUUAAAAUUUUGCACAGUGAACACAAAAAUCAGGAAAAUUCCAUUGCACAGAAUAUUGUCAUAUCAUUGUAAUUCUUUUGUCUAGGACAUGGUUCAGGCCUAGUGAAUUACAUCUUUGAAGCUGAAUGACCUCUUUGAAGCUGAAUGACCUCUUUCUGUGCUGUAAUUCUUAUGAUUCCAUUGAUUGAGCACUAUUCUGGGAGAAAAGUUCAGAACACAGGCCACAGUGACCAUGACUGUGCUGAAAGUAAAUGCCAACACUUGAAAACAAAUCAGACAUUUUGAACAGAACUGAAACUGACAAUCAAUAAGUCGAACAUACAGGACAGGAGAUAAUACAAAGAGGCAGUUAAUGUGAUAGAUGCAUUUCCAGCUUUUUCAGGAAAAAGAAGGUUGGAGCAUAUUUGAAGCUGAAUUUUCAGAAGUGACAGUUGUUUUCAUAUCCUGACCCAUGAAUUGUGCAAUCAACAGCUGGACUAUGUGCUCAAAAGCUGUAAUUUCAAAUGAAACUGUAGUUUAUUUAAAGAAUGUUCUUAUCACUGGGAAUGCACAUCUCAAUGUCAGUGACAGUGGUACACUUCAGUGUCCCUGGAUUUCCAUUCAUUUGCCUGAGUGCAUGCAGUGCCAUUGCUAGAGUUUGAUGAAGAUGAUUCAGUGCUGUGCCACAAUCAGCAUUUGUUGUUAAUCACUUUCCCCAGUCCCUUAAAUUCAAAUCAUUAUUCCUCUGGGAUAAACAACACCCUCAAAUAUCUAUGGGAUCUGAAUGGUAAAUGUCCCCCAGCAGCUCCUCUGUAUUUACUGUUCAUUUGUGCUUUCCUUCCUGUCCUCCAAGUAUUUGCAGCACACAUCCUGGAAAAGUCAUGACAACAAAAUGGUGAAAAUUAGAAACCAUGAUGGUUUCUCCUGAGUUCCUGAUGAUACCGGCUGAUAUUGUUACUGGUUCUCAUAUUGCUCUCUUUCUGUGUGACAUCUUCAGUCAAAACAGCAUCACGCAGUAUAACUAGCAUUUUUGGUGAAGAGUUGUAUCUGUUCAGCCUCCUGUGUGGUGAUCCACUGGAAACUGAUUUUAUUGGACUGUGUUUAGCUGAUGGGAUGUCUGUGGUGAUGUAGUGUGUAGUCAGUGUUCUGUAAAAGCAGCUACUGUCUAAUGAUAUUUGGAGGAAUAUUUGCAUCUCACUGUCUGCAAAACUUCAACUCCACAUGAUUUUGUACAAAAAAUUGUAAAAUAUCGUGUCUGUGAUUAAUUGUAAAAUAUUUUCAAAUUGUUUAUUACAGAUAAUCAGCUAAUAAAUGAUGUUCAUAUUUUC
Molecule: messenger RNA, 14126 nt
Organism: Stegostoma tigrinum
Lineage: Eukaryota; Metazoa; Chordata; Chondrichthyes; Orectolobiformes; Stegostomatidae
Gene: cacna2d2a
Product: calcium channel, voltage-dependent, alpha 2/delta subunit 2a
Exons: 39
Coding region: 49-3411 (1120 amino acids)
Cellular component (GO): voltage-gated calcium channel complex
Molecular function (GO): voltage-gated calcium channel activity
Source: RefSeq, a predicted model, not a curated record